Messenger RNA from Choloepus didactylus (southern two-toed sloth), 2419 nucleotides. It is a transcript of the gene TBCB, whose product is annotated as tubulin folding cofactor B. NCBI's taxonomy places the organism in Eukaryota, Metazoa, Chordata, Mammalia, Pilosa, Megalonychidae. The record is from RefSeq and is a predicted model, not a curated record. Gene Ontology annotation, cellular component: microtubule plus-end; cytoplasm; nucleus. The transcript is spliced from 6 exons. Gene Ontology annotation, molecular function: alpha-tubulin binding; microtubule plus-end binding. The coding region runs from base 272 to 1006 and encodes 244 amino acids. Gene Ontology annotation, biological process: tubulin complex assembly; post-chaperonin tubulin folding pathway; cytoplasmic microtubule organization.
CUCCAUCCGUCCCCGUGUCGCCAUUGGAAGAACUGUGGCCCACGGAAGGCCUCUUAGGAUUGGCUGGGCCCACCCAAGAAUACGGGAUCUUUCUCUUGCAGGCGGUGCAGAAGAGAUCUCGGCGAUUGGUGGAGCCUCCUGGCAGGAGAGCGCGGAUUGGUCAGCUCCGGGAGCAGGGGGCGGGGCUGAGAGCCCAGAAGCGGCGGCGGCGGCUGCGGAGCCUGUGUAAGGCGGCUCAGCUGGGGUGCGGGCCCCGGGAGGACUCGGCGAAAUGGAGGUGACGGGGAUAUCGGCGCCCACGGUGACCAUUUUCAUCAGCAGCUCCCUCAACAGCUUUCGCUCGGAGAAGCGGUACAGUCGCAGCCUCACCAUCGCUGAGUUCAAGUGUAAACUGGAGCUGGUGGUGGGCAGCCCUGCUUCGUGCAUGGAACUGGAGCUGUAUGGACCUGAUGACAAGUUCUACAGCAAGCUGGACCAGGAGGACGCACUCCUGGGCUCCUACCCGGUGGAUGACGGCUGCCGCAUCCACGUCAUCGACCACAGCGGUGCCCGCCUCGGGGAAUAUGAGGAUAUAUCCAAGGUGGAGAAGUACGAGAUCUCACAAGAAGCCUACGACCAGAGACAAGACUCAGUUCGCUCCUUCCUGAAGCGCAGCAAGCUGGGGCGGUACAGUGAAGAGGAGCGGGCACAGCAGGAGGCGGAGGCCGCCCAGCGCCUCACUGAGGAGAAGGCCCAGGCCGGUGCCAUCACCGUGGGCAGCCGUUGCGAGGUGCGGGCACCUGGGCAGCCCCCUCGCCGGGGCACCGUCAUGUAUGUAGGACUUACAGAUUUCAAGCCUGGCUACUGGAUUGGUGUCCGCUAUGAUGAGCCACUAGGGAAAAACGAUGGCAGUGUGAAUGGGAAACGCUACUUCGAAUGCCAGGCCAAGUACGGCGCCUUCGUCAAGCCGUCAACUGUGGUGACAGGGGACUUCCCCGAGGAGAACUAUGGAUUGGACGAGAUGUGACCCUCCUUGUUCCAGCUCCUAACUCAUCCCCCCAUACCCCCUCCCUGUGUGUGUCCAGGGCCCUCCUUCCCUGACCCUGUUUUUAUUUUAUUCAUCUUUCCCCUGCCAUUGGCUUUGGAGACACAUGCAUUAAAUUUGCUUGAAACCUAGGAAGCAUUUGGAGGCCCUGAGGAUUUGGGGAGGGGUUGGGUGUGGCUGGGUAGGUGCAGGCAAAAUAGACCAGGCAAAUUAGAGGUUGGGCGGGCGAGGCUCUAUCCUGUAGCUGGUAGCGGGAGGUGUCUGAGUGUUCUUAGUCCUUGUAUUAGUUAAUGCAAUGUUCUGAUGCUCUAUCAAAGGGCCCCCAAAUAAUAGUGAUGUCAACAAGGUGGAAGUUUCUCUCUCUCUCAUGCAAAGUCUUAUGUGAUCACUUAGGGCUAAUAUGGUGACCCCUCGGUGUCAGGGACCAGUCUCCAUCUCCCUAUGUCUUGUUGCACUCCCAUCUUCCCCCCAUGACUCCCUUGCCCUAAGGAAUAUGAGCAACUCAAAACUCCUUCCUGUUUCAUUGGCCAGAAUUUGAUCACAUGGUCACAUGUAGCUGCAAAGGAGGCUGGGAAAUGUAGUUUUUCUUCUUGGCAGCCAUGUGUCCGACUAAUAAGCAGAAGUUCCUAUACUACAGACAAGGAGAGAAGGGAUAUUGGGAAUCAACAGGUAGUCCCGCCACAGUUCCUGUGGGUGGAAACCUUACCUGUUCAUUUAGUAAUGAUAUUUUAAAGAAGAAAGAAAUCAAAAGAUUUUAGAAUUAGCAUGAAGUCAUUCCUCAUGGCAUGGAAAUUGGCCAGAAACAAUGUGCCCUCAGGGAGGUGUAUGUGCAUGUGCGGCUGUGUUCUUUGGGGAUCCCAAAUCGCAGGGUGUGGGUGUCUGCCCAUGCAGUAACCUCUUGUUAGCUCCUGGAAGGGGUUCUCUAUUAGGGAUGACUAUUAGGGGGACUCUGCUUAAUAGCUGCCAUUACUCAGUAUUACUUGUGGAGAAAGGGUUGUACAGCAGGAAGGAUGAGUUAAACCGCCUGAGAGCCAAGGGGAUACUCAGGAGAAGCUGCUCACAUCCACAGGUAGCCUGAUGUACAUGUACUCUGAUGCCCACUGUAGUAUACAUGGAUAUACUCAGACACACGGAACACACAUACACAUCCCUGGACUCACACUAAAACACAAGGUACACACCUAAAACAGACUCACACUCAGAUGCAUGAGCAGUCACAUGUGAAGAAACAGCCAGGGCACACAGAUUCUCUCACACAUGGAGGCACCACACACCCACACACAUACCGGAAACAUUCAAGAGAUAGAGAUGCACCUCCAUACACACAUGAACCAAGGAAAUUGUCAAUCUACCAAAAAAAAAAAAAAACCUUGUUACUUUAGGAAAGGACCCAAG